Chelonus insularis is the source of this 2189-nucleotide messenger RNA. Its product is annotated as major facilitator superfamily domain-containing protein 1-like. The coding region runs from base 417 to 1961 and encodes 514 amino acids. Gene Ontology annotation, molecular function: transmembrane transporter activity. Lineage: Eukaryota; Metazoa; Arthropoda; Insecta; Hymenoptera; Braconidae. Gene Ontology annotation, biological process: transmembrane transport. Gene Ontology annotation, cellular component: lysosome. The transcript has 7 exons. The record is from RefSeq and is a predicted model, not a curated record.
UGUUGAUAAUAAUUAUCAACAUGUAAUAAUAUUUUCUAAUGUUGACAAGCGUUAUUGUUAUUAUACAAAAUGUCUUAUAUACGUAUACAUCAAACACAUUUUUGAAGAGGAUAAAGAAAAGUACCAUGUGUUGCGUUUGAUUAAUGUAAUGUUCAUGACGCAUACUUUGUUCUAAAAAUCAGUUGGACUUUUAUGCUGAUCACAAAACUAGAUUUCUAUUAUUCGUAAAAUAAUAUUUUAACUACACGUUGAGAAAGUGAUAUAUGUGAAAAAUUUUGAGAAACGUACAAUUUGAAGGAUGUAUAACAAUAUGUCCAGAUAAUUAUAAUUAGGUAUUGAAGUUCGUGCAUAAUUAAAGCAAGUUGACAGAAAACAAAGAAGAAUAAAAGAGGUCAAUAAAAUAUAAUAGACACGUCAUGGAAGGCGGAAUUAUUGAGACUCCCGAUCCUACACUUAAUGCAUCUAGUUGUGAUGAUGAUGCUCUCAGAGGUUGCUGCAAUCCCAAAGGAAGAUUAUGGAGGUUUACUGGGCUGGUCCUUAUGUGCUUCAUGGGCUUUGGUUCUUAUUUCUGUUAUGAUGGUCCAGGAGCACUACAGGAUAAUUUUAAAAGUGACUUAGACAUGCAAACAAGUCAAUUCGUGUUGUUAUAUUCGAUUUAUUCAUGGCCUAAUACUAUUUUUUGUUUUAUUGGAGGAUUUUUAUUAGAUAGAGUAUUUGGAAUUAGACUUGGAACAAUUAUAUAUAUGGGAUUAGCUUUAGCAGGACAAGUUAUUUUCGCCACAGGUGCAAUGGUUAAUACUUUUUGGAUGAUGAUGCUUGGUCGUUUUAUUUUUGGAAUUGGUGCUGAAUCCUUGGCUGUUGCUCAAAAUAAUUACGCCGUUCUUUGGUUCAAAGGGAAAGAAUUGAAUAUGGUAUUUGGUUUGCAGUUGAGUUUUGCUCGUGUCGGAUCAACAGUUAAUUUUCUAGUUAUGGAACCAAUAUAUAAUUAUGUCUCCAAAGAGUAUUCUGGACCAAAAUGUAUUGGUGUUGUUUUAUUCUUAGCAUCACUUACUUGUGUAUUUUCACUAACUUGCUGUAGUAUUCUUGGACUUAUGGAUAGACGUACGGAAAAGUUAUUGAGAAGAGGUCAUGGUGAACAACGAGAAGUUGUUAAAUUGACAGAUGUCAAAUACUUCAGAGGAAUAUUUUGGUUAAUUGCUCUAAUAUGCGUCGCAUAUUAUGUAGCAAUAUUUCCAUUCAUUGCAUUAGGAAAAGUGUUUUUUGAACGAAAGUAUCAAUUAUCUCCGGAUGCUGCUAAUGCAGUGAACUCACUUGUUUAUUCAAUUUCGGCUGGAGCAUCACCAGUGUUUGGAUUUUUGGUUGAUAAAACGGGGAAAAACGUUCUCUGGGUGGUUAUUAGCAUUUUAGGGACUGUUAUGGCUCAUGGUUUACUAGCAUUUUCAUACGAAAAUCCGUAUGUUUGUAUGAUCAGUAUGGGUUUAUCAUAUUCAAUGUUAGCUAGUAGUUUAUGGCCACUUAUUUCUCUUGUUAUACCUGAAUAUCAACUCGGUACUGCUUAUGGAACGGCACAAUCUGUACAAAAUUUAGGUCUAGCAGUUGUAUCAAUAGUUUCUGGAAUGAUUGUUGACAAAAAAGGAUACUUUAUGUUAGAAAUGUUUUUCCUUGGUUGGCUUUUAAUUUCUUUAAUCACAGCUGUUUGUAUUUGGGUAUGGGAUCUAUCGGAGACUGGUGGCUUUUUAAAUAUGACUCCAAACCAAAGAAAAUUACAUGAAGCUAAUCGUCCUACUCUUGAUUCAUUAGAAAGGGAAAAACUUUUAUCCGCCGGUUCAACGUCAGAUUUUUCUGCUGACGAUCUACUUCAACCUCAAUCAGAUAUUAACAUACGGAAUCGUUAUUUAUCCCGCAUCGGACCUAUACUACCAUCUCAAGUAAAAGCCACAACAUAUCGUGCGUUACGAUAAUGAGUGGACUUAGAAAAUUAAUUAGACAAUUUUUAUAUUUUGUAUGAAAUUAUUCUAAACUACAUGUUAUAAUUCAACGUCUUCCUAUAGUUCUAUUUAUUCUGUGAUAGACUUAAAGCAAAUUAAGCAACAAAACAAAAAUAGGAAUGACAUUUCGUAUUUGAAGUAUCAAGAGUAAUCUGUAUAUUAAAUUGAAAUUCAUAUAAUCAAAUUCUACAAAUUUUUUAU